Molecule: messenger RNA, 1531 nt
Organism: Nelumbo nucifera (sacred lotus)
Lineage: Eukaryota; Viridiplantae; Streptophyta; Magnoliopsida; Proteales; Nelumbonaceae
Source: RefSeq, a predicted model, not a curated record
AUUUCAGUCAUACUCACACGACCCAGAAACUGGAAUGCCUUCUUCCUUUCCGCUUCACAUUUAUAGAAUAAUUUAUAUCAAAUUGGGAAGAAUUGCAAGCAGAGGAAUCACCCUGUUUGGAGCUUUGCAUUCUCUCUCUCUCUCUCUCUCUCUCUCUCUCUCUUUCUCUCAUUUUUGGGGUCCUAGUUAGCUAGCUUCCGAGUUGGGCGAAGUGAAGAUCUGGAAAGAAAAUGCACGCCAAGACAGAUUCAGAGGUGACGAGUCUCGCCCCAUCGUCUCCGACGAGAUCCCCUCGGAGGCCCGUCUACUACGUGCAGAGCCCAUCGCGAGACUCCCACGAUGGCGAGAAGACAACAACAUCUUUCCAUUCGACUCCGGUACUCAGCCCCAUGGGCUCACCCCCCCACUCCCAUUCCUCCGUUGGUCGCCAUUCCCGUGAAUCCUCCAGCAGCCGGUUCUCCGGAUCCCUCAAGCCUGGCUCACACAAGAUCACGCCCAACGAUGGAUCUCGAGGGGGUCCCCACCGCAAGGGACAGAAGCCAUGGAAGGAAUGCGCCGUGAUUGAAGAGGAGGGACUUCUGGAAGAUGAGACAGCCGAAAGGAGUCUACCUCGUCGCUGUUAUUACCUCGCUUUCGUUCUUGGCUUCAUCUUACUUUUCUCUCUCUUUUCCUUAAUCUUGUGGGGAGCCAGUCGACCUCAGAAGCCUACAAUCACCAUGAAGAGCAUUACAUUUGAGCAAAUCGUGAUUCAAUCAGGUACGGAUGCUACCGGAGUGGCGACCGAUAUGGUCUCCCUCAAUUCCACUGUAAAGCUAGUUUUUCGUAAUACUGCUACGUUUUUCGGAGUACAUGUAACGUCAACACCUGUUGAUCUCUCCUACUCUCAACUAAGUGUGGCCAGUGGCACCAUAAAGAAAUUCUAUCAGUCGAGGAAGAGCCAAAGAACGAUGACGGUAGUAGUGAUGGGGAACAAAAUCCCUCUGUACGGAAGUGGGGAGGGUUUGAGCAGUUCGACAGGCACCUUAACGGUGCCGGUGCCUCUGAAACUGAGUUUCAUGGUUCGAUCGAGGGCAUACGUCCUGGGAAAACUGGUCAAACCAAAGUUUCAUAAGACGAUCGAGUGCUCCGUGGUUCUUGAUCCUAAGAAGCUCAACGUCCCCAUUUCUCUGAAGAAUUCGUGCACAUACAGUUAAAAAGCAAGAUCUGCGAAGAGUGCCAAGUAAAAUCAGAUUCAUCACGGAGACAAGACUCGGGAGAUAUUUAUUUACCCUUUUAAAUUUGUUCAGUUUUUUUUUUUUUUUUUUACCUUCGUUAAAUUCAGGGAAUUUCUUUGGAAAGGUGGAGACAGCUAGACGGUCGAUGACGUGGCUUUGGUUGCCCGGAAGACAGCUGGGUAUUAACUGGUGUCCGGUGGUAGUGACAUUUUUUCUUUGUUGUUGUUGAUUAUUUAAUGUUAUUAAUUAAAAAUACAAUAAAAUAACUGGUCAGUGGUCUCGUUCUAUAUAUUGGAGUUUUGUUUUAUCUCCAUCAA